GUGGAGAGUUGUCUACUUGUGUGAAUUUUUAAUGGAUUCUCUGUUUACAGUCGACAGGGCGUGUUCUAUCCAUUGCUAGAGUAUCGGGAAAAAAAGGUUUUGACGUGCAAUAAAACAAAAACACGGCUGUGAAGAUUUUUAUUUAUUUUUUUUAGCGGGGUUGGGUUUUCUUUUUGUCAAAAGGGGUUUCUGAUGUCCACUGAGAGGAAACAAAAGGUCACUACAAACCGGAAAACAUUUGUUGUGCAACACAGAAACAAGUUGCGCAACAAAGACCGUGCAGACGUGAAACGCUGCAGCCCCGAAUCCAUCUGAUAAUAAAAGAGGUGGCCCGAUAGGCUGCACAUCCCUGAUCAGGGUUAGAAGCCGAACCUUUUUUUCGAAUACAGAAUCACAAUAUAGAAUUGUUGCCAUGGAGUGGAAAGAUUUCUGGACGCGUAAGAAACUGGAGGAGCUCUGUGACCUUUGGGAAGCAAAGCCCUCUCUGUACAACCCCAAAGUCCGUGAAUAUCACGACAGAUGGUGUAGAAAACACGAUUCCGAGGAAAUUGCCCAGCAAUUGGGUACCACUGGAGAAGAGGUACUCAAAAAAAUAAAAAAUCUGAAAACUCAGUAUGCCCGGGAGAAACGAAAGGCAAGCACUGCUCAGAACGGGUGUGGCGAAGCCUUUCUCUCUAAGUGGUAUUUGCUUCCACUAUUGAAAUUUCUGGAUGGUUUAAUAGCAUCCAACCCACGGGCUGCGAAACCCAAUUUAAAGACUCCCGAGAACAGUGCCCGUCAGACCGUCGAGGACGUAAGCGCAGGAGAACUGACCGAAGAUGAGAACGACGUGGGCGCGGAGGAGGACAGCAGAGAAGGGAACCCUCUGCCGCGCUUAACGAAGCGCGCAGCAGGCGGUCACGUCGCUGCGAGAGGGACAAACAAACGGAAACGAAAGGCUAAUGAAGCAGCUCUCUUUGCCAGAGCCGCUUCGUAUAUACAGACAAUCUCGGACAAUUUUGCUAAGGGAAGGCUAGCCUCCCAGGAGGAUGCCUUUGACAUCUUUGGCAAACACAUAGCCUCAGAACUCAGGCUGAUGGAAGACGCUCAAAUGCAAAAAACGGCACGGUUGCGUAUCCAGCAGGUCUUGGUUGACGUCCAGCUGGGGUCAGCCCAGCCGCCGCCUCCUAUCCCUGUGCCACAUCACCCUCUCUGCGGUCCGGUCAUCGCCAGCUGCAGCCCAGCGCCAUCGUUUUUCCAUGUUAUUGCUCCGGAUUCUUCUAAAACCAACACCCACGCCCAGAGUGAAAGCAAUGCAGUAUCGUAUAUCAAAACUUCACCUUCUCCGUAGGGACGAGCACACAUCCUCAUCAAUUCCUCUCUUCCGUGAGACCAGCGUGGAGGGUCAGGACCUUUGGAUAGUUGAUUGGGAUCAUUCGGUCUGAGGGGGACACAGCUGUUUUGUGGUAGUAGCUUAAGUCUUCCGCUCAUCGUUGGAGAACGUUUCGUCCGUUCCAGCAUCGCACUGAGCUGGAGUCUUAACUCGGCAGACGGAGGGCACAAGGCAGGAUGCAUCCUGGAUGGGACUGAAACAUGCAGACUCCACACAGAAGGUGCCUCAAGCCGCCACAGCUGUGAGGCAAUAUCACACUGACUGCUACACCCCCCUGUCUUCCAAUAUUGCCGUUUGUAUUUAUUAAAAAAGGAGGCAUGGUUCUUCUAUGAACCAAACGUAUGCAUCCACAGCAAAA
Messenger RNA from Lepisosteus oculatus (spotted gar), 1730 nucleotides. RefSeq lists its product as uncharacterized. The record is from RefSeq and is a predicted model, not a curated record. Lineage: Eukaryota; Metazoa; Chordata; Actinopteri; Semionotiformes; Lepisosteidae.